GUAAACGCGGCACCAUUCAAAUGCAGCAGGUGGGCUUUAAGAAAACUGUCAGUUAGUCGAGCUUCGCACCUGAUUUAACAUUUAAGAAGACGAAACUUUCUUUCGUCAGCGGUUUUAAAGAAGUGGCAUCCGAACAACAGCUUAAUUCAAAGCGAGCCGUCUGUAAACCCGCAGUAUUUGAACAGCUCGACUGUUUCUGAAGAAGAAGCUGAGCUAGCUCACCGUUAGCUGACUUAGCUACCCGGCUAACUUACUGAAAAUGAACGUGGCGCCGAACACAGACCUGUUUUCGCUUUUUCAUGACGACGACGAGGCAGCCGAGGUGGAGACAGCCGUGCGGGCAGCGGUUAUAUCCAUCAUGAAGGUUUUCCUGGAGCUGAGCGACAAGAGAGCUAAGAGCUACCAGCUGAAGCUGGCGGAGGUGGAGAGGGAGAACCUGCAGCUCAGGCUCAAGUUAAAGGCGGCUGAACGGCAGCUUCACAGCGGCCAGCGCUCAGCAUCCUCUGGGGAAAGCUACGAAAUCUCAGCUAACCUGACCUUCUCACCAGAGUCCAGCCAGAGUUUCAGCACAGGCGUGGACGGAGAAGGAGAAGGAGAAGCAGGGUUUUCUCAACGUGUGUCCGAGCAGGAGGCUUGUCUGGAGGGUUCAGACUGCAGGCUGUACAAGGAAGAGCCCGCUUAUGAAGACACGUUUUGGAUCAAGAAUGAAAUUACAGAAGAGAACCCUGCAGUGGACUUUGAGUACCAUGUUCUAGCACACGUGGGCAGGACAGUUAGUGGUCAACCACAGCAGCAGACCAUGCCUGUGGAGAGAUGUGGGGCAUGCAACAGCUUCAACCACUGUGUUCAGGAGGGUGAUGCAGCCCUGACAAGCCUGGAGAGAAGGAGGCUGAACAGCAGCGAGAGAGUGAGGCAGUAUAGAGCACGGAUCCGUGCCGACCCCGAGAGGUACCUUAUCUUGAAGGAGAAGGAGCGCUUGAGAUAUCUACAACGGAGAAAGACCAUUGCAGAUCUGUCUGAACCCAUGAAGAAGCUGAAGAGGAAGGCUUGGAGAGAGGCUGCAAGGCGGCACCGUGCCAGGAAGCUAGCCCAGGCUACUCUCACUCAUACCCAUGUGACAGUGCAAAACAAUAUGUGACAGAGACACUUUAUUUAUUAACACUUUUUCUACACUGUAAAGACGAACUGUGCUUAAUAUGUCCAGGAAUACAAACGAACAAGGUCAGUUUUUAUUUCAGGUUGACUUCAGUGUGUUUCAGAUGCUGCAGUGUAGACUGUUUUUGUGGAGUCUGUACCCUUUGGGCAAAAGUGCACAAGCAUAUUGUUGCUGUUGAGACAAAACCUUGUAUCUUGUAGAACCAUUCAUAGGUAGGAAAUGGUGAAAUGAAGUGAUUGAGGUGAAAGUCAAACAGUGAAUCUCUUUCUCUGUCGCUCUCUCUCAAACAGUAUUGACUAAACCGUGAAAACUUCAGUUUUAGCGCGAGACAUUUCCAGUUGUUAAUUUCAGUUCUUUGUCCAUUUUAACACAACAGUAAGACACAUGUAAUCAGUAUUAUACAGAAGCACUUAAUGGAACUAAAUCUAGUACAAGAUGAUAUGAUGAUAUAGAACAUUUGAAUCUCGAAACAUUCAAGAUUGACUCGCUUGUUUCUAGCAACUGUUUACAUUGACUUCCUUCAUAAUUUAGGGUUUCUUUUCUUUCUCCUUCCCCUGAGUAGUUUUGUUCCGACAGCAAUGAUAAAUAAACUAGUAAAGAUAUUCCCAAUAAUUAGGUUGUACAUAAUCAUUCAUACUUGCUGUGUGAAACCUACCUGCAUAUGACAUUGUUUAAUGGAAGCCUUUGGACCCCCAACUCCCAACAUGCAUGAUUUUCAAGCACAAACCUGUUUGAUUUUGAUACUGUGCUGUAGUUUGUGUCCUCUGACGAAAAAAUGUUUCCUUAUUUAAAAUAUAUAGCAAAUCAUCCUUUUAUUAUUCCUGUUGGUAUGAUGAGAGGAUUUAUGAUUUUGUUUGCCAGCACGUCGACAAGGUUUGUCAACUGGAACCGGAAAUUAACACAUUUUUCUUCCAUGCCGUGAUGUAUUUCACAGUGAAACACAGUACACUGCAAAAAAAUGAUAUCUUGUCAAGUAAUUUCUUGUAAAUAUAGUCAAUGAAUCUUUCUCCU
Messenger RNA from Colossoma macropomum (tambaqui), 2167 nucleotides. RefSeq lists its product as uncharacterized. The record is from RefSeq and is a predicted model, not a curated record. The transcript has 3 exons. The coding region runs from base 260 to 1138 and encodes 292 amino acids. NCBI's taxonomy places the organism in Eukaryota, Metazoa, Chordata, Actinopteri, Characiformes, Serrasalmidae.